AUGUCCUUGGUGCAACUUUACGUUCCGACUGAAGUUGCUAGAGAUGUUAUCCACAAGGUUGGUUCCCUUAACCUUGUUCAAUUUAGAGAUUUGAACAAAGGGGUCAACGAAUUCCAGAGAGCCUUUGUUCAGGAAUUGAGGAAGCUUGAUAAUGUGGAAAGACAAUACACUUAUUUAAAGGCAGAGUUGGAUAAGAGGGGAAUCCCUAGCAAAAUUUAUCCAUAUGAUCAAGCAUCAAAUUGUCCACAAUCUGAUAUUGAUAUGUAUGCUGAAUCAGCUAACUUUUUGGAGUCCAGGGUUGUCGAGUUGACGGACUCUUGCGAGACAUUGUAUAAAAAGCAAAAGGAGUUGAAGCAGUUUAAGUACACCGUGGAUGCAGUGGAGAACUUUUUUUCUGCAAACUCUGCGCCUGGUCAUGAUACCAUUGGUAGCGAUGCCCUUUUGUCUGAAUUAGAAACUGGAGGAACCGAGUUUCAUGCUGAGUUUCUUUCAGGUGUCAUUGAUAGGCGUAAGGUGUUCACGUUGCAACAAAUCUUGUGGAGAACUUUGAGAGGAAAUUUGUUCUACUACACAGAGGAGUUGCCUGAAAAGAUAUAUGACGCCAAAUCAAACUCUUAUGUUGAAAAGAAUGCGUUCAUUAUCUUCUCCCACGGCUCUUUGAUUUACCAGAGAAUCAAAAAGAUCGCCGAAUCUUUAGAUGCAGAUUUGUACAAAGUGGACUCAACUUCAGACUUGAGAAGCGAACAAGUUAAAGGCUUACAAUCUGAUUUAAAUGAUCUCAAAACUGUUUUAGACGAGACUGAAAAUGCUUUGAACUCUGAGUUGGUUGUUAUUUCUAGAGACUUGAGUAAAUGGUGGAGAGAAAUUGCGAGGGAGAAGGCUGUCUACAAGACGAUGAACCUUUGCGACUACGAUAACUCUAGAAAGACCUUGAUUGCUGAAGGUUGGAUUCCUACUGAUGAGAUUGAUGACUUGAGCUCACAAGUCAAAUCUUUGAGCGCAAGCGAUACCGUUCCUACAAUUGUGAAUAUCUUAGAGACUACUAAGACCCCUCCUACUUUCCAUCGUACCAACAAGUUUACUGCCGCUUUCCAAAGUAUUUGUGACACCUACGGUGUUGCCAGCUACAGAGAAAUCAACCCUGGUUUGCCAACCAUCAUAACAUUCCCCUUUAUGUUUGCUAUCAUGUUUGGUGAUUUGGGACAUGGUUUCAUUAUGUUUUUGGCGGCGUUGGUGCUAGUUCUCAAGGAAAAGAAAAUCCAGGCGAUGAAGAGGGAUGAAAUCUUCGACAUGGCUUUCUCUGGGCGUUAUAUCUUAUUGUUGAUGGGUCUCUUCUCCAUGUACACAGGCUUUUUGUACAAUGAUGUGUUCUCUAAGUCUAUGGAUUUUUUCAAAUCUGGUUGGGAAUGGCCAGAGACAUUUCAACCGGGAGAAACUAUCCACGCCACCAAGGUUGGUGUGUAUCCAAUUGGUUUGGACCCAGCUUGGCACGGUGCGGAAAAUGGAUUGUUAUUCUCCAACUCCUACAAGAUGAAGUUAUCUGUGUUGAUGGGUUACUUGCAUAUGACCUACUCGUACUUCUUUUCGUUAGCUAACGCCAUUUUCUUCAACAGCCCAAUCGAUAUUAUCGGUAAUUUCAUUCCUGGUUUGUUGUUUAUGCAGGGCAUUUUUGGAUAUUUGUCCUUGUGUAUCGUCUACAAAUGGACAGUCAAUUGGUUUGCUGUGGGAAAACAACCUCCAGGUUUGUUGAACAUGUUAAUUUCUAUGUUCUUGGCUCCAGGUGAAGUUGCUGAACCAUUGUACAAUGGCCAGGCCACUGUCCAAUUGUAUCUUGUUGUGGUGGCGUUGAUUUGUGUUCCAUGGUUAAUUCUUGUCAAGCCGCUUUAUUUGAAGAGACAAAUUGACAGAGCUGCUAAGGAACACUCUUAUGAGAGGUUGACAGAGAGUGAGAGUCCGCAAACCAUUACAGAAGAUGAAGAAGAGCAUGGAAAUGAGGAAGACGACGAAGAAGCGCAUGAUGACCAUAACUUUGGCGAUAUUAUGAUUCAUCAAAUCAUUCAUACAAUUGAAUUCUGUUUGAACUGUGUGUCCCACACUGCGUCCUACUUAAGAUUGUGGGCUUUGUCUUUUGGCCCACGCUCAAUUGUCAACAGUCUUGUGGACAAUGACCAUUAG
This is a messenger RNA of Clavispora lusitaniae ATCC 42720, 2175 nucleotides long. RefSeq names its product H(+)-transporting V0 sector ATPase subunit a (gene VPH1). The record is from RefSeq and is a predicted model, not a curated record. Lineage: Eukaryota; Fungi; Ascomycota; Pichiomycetes; Serinales; Metschnikowiaceae. Gene Ontology annotation, molecular function: ATPase binding; proton-transporting ATPase activity, rotational mechanism. Gene Ontology annotation, cellular component: fungal-type vacuole membrane; vacuolar proton-transporting V-type ATPase complex; vacuolar proton-transporting V-type ATPase, V0 domain. Gene Ontology annotation, biological process: vacuolar acidification; proton transmembrane transport.